Microthlaspi erraticum is the source of this 603-nucleotide messenger RNA. The record is from the annotation of a GenBank genome assembly. Lineage: Eukaryota; Viridiplantae; Streptophyta; Magnoliopsida; Brassicales; Brassicaceae.
AUGGAACCUACACUGGGAAGAUUUGAGAUGGAGAAAUUUACCGGGAAAGAGGAUUUCGGGAUGUGGAAAUACAAGCUGCUUGGUCAGCUGGAGAUCCAAGGUCUUGCAUCGUCCUUGAUGAAGAUUUCUCGAUCUACGUUAAAUCUGAGAAAGCAGGAAGAAGGUGCAUCACCAAGGAAAGAUACAAAGAAAGCAGCACAGGAUCUAAGGAUGAGAAACUUACUUGGUACUUGCCUCAGUGAUGUGAUUUUGAGGAAAGUGAUGGAUUCACCAACAUCUCGAGAUAUGUGGCUUGCCCUGGAAGAAGAGUAUCAGGCAAAAUCAUUACCAAAUCGGAUUUAUCUCAAGCAACAGUUUGCUAGCUUCCGCAUGGAUGAGAAUAAGAAUUUGGAAGAUAACCUGGAUACGUUUCUGAAGCUUAUAGCCGAUCUUGCCAGUUUGAAGAUUACCAUCAGUGAUGAAGACCAGGCCAUUCAACUCCUCACGAGUCUGCCUCCAGCGUAUGAGCAGCUAGUUCAUACUCUUAAGUAUGGAACUGGGAAGGAAACUCUCACGGUUCGAGAGGUUAAAAUCAUCUGCAUACGCAAAAGAAGCAGAGCUUAG